Cyclopterus lumpus (lumpfish) is the source of this 1151-nucleotide messenger RNA. RefSeq names its product gap junction alpha-5 protein-like. The transcript is spliced from 7 exons. The record is from RefSeq and is a predicted model, not a curated record. Gene Ontology annotation, biological process: cell communication. Lineage: Eukaryota; Metazoa; Chordata; Actinopteri; Perciformes; Cyclopteridae. Bases 174 to 1151 code for a protein of 325 amino acids. Gene Ontology annotation, cellular component: connexin complex.
GAAAGAAAGGAAGAAAGAAGAAGAAAAGAACACCUUUAAACCACUGGGAGACGUCUGGAUACGGUUUUUAAAACCAUCACCUCACACACACAUCACCUCCUGCUGCCACUCGGCAUCUGCCAUCCUAAAUCAGGUGAAUUCAAAUAAAUAAAAAAGGUCUGUGCUGAGCUGUCAUGGCAGACUGGAGCCUGCUGGGAAACUUCCUGGAGGAAGUGCAGGAGCACUCUACAUCUGUUGGCAAGGUGUGGCUGACCAUCCUGUUUAUCUUUCGUAUCCUGGUGCUCGGGACGGCGGCUAAGUCGUCGUGGGGCGACGAGCAGGAAGAUUUUAACUGCGACACCGAGCAGCCGGGCUGCGAGAACGUCUGCUACGACCAAGCCUUCCCGAUAGCUCACAUACGAUACUGGGUGCUCCAGAUCGUGUUCGUGUCCACUCCCAGUUUGAUCUACAUGGGCCACGCCAUGCACACCGUCCGCAGAGAGAAGAGGAGGAGCAGAGAGGAGGAGGAGGAGGACGGAGAAGGGGGAGAGAGUGAGGAGGACCCAGGAGGGGGUGAAGGAGAGAGAGGAAGAGAGAAACACGGGAGGAAAGGAGAGAAGGGCAGAGGAAAGGAGGAAAAACCAGAAUUGGCAGGUCGAGUCCGUCUGAGGGGAGCGCUGCUGCAGACGUACAUCAUGAGUAUACUGCUACGAAGCAUCAUGGAGGUGGUGUUUCUGAUUCUCCAGUACUUCAUGUAUGGAGUCUUCCUCAAUCCUCUGUAUGUCUGCAAGGCCUGGCCGUGUCCACAUCCGGUGAACUGCUACGUCUCCAGGCCGACAGAGAAAAACGUCUUCAUCGUGUUCAUGAUGACGGUGUCCGCCGUCUCUCUGGCCCUCAGCGUGCUCGAGCUGCAUCACCUGGCGUGGAGACACUGCUGCAGGCGACACUUUUUAAGGGCGAAGGCCGUCGCUCCGGCUAACGCGCCGCUGGCUCGCCGGCUCUCUCUGGCUCCUCCCCCGCCGUCGACCCCACAGCCGAACUCCAGCCAGUGUGUGAUCGGAGAGAUGAACGGCGGCCCGGACGGCGGCGGGCUGGGUCACAAGGACAAACGGAGAUUCAGCAGAACGAGGAGAACGAAGAGCCGGACGAGAGCCGACGACCUCUCCGUUUAG